Messenger RNA from Jatropha curcas, 3441 nucleotides. NCBI's taxonomy places the organism in Eukaryota, Viridiplantae, Streptophyta, Magnoliopsida, Malpighiales, Euphorbiaceae. The record is from RefSeq and is a predicted model, not a curated record.
GAAGAAAAGUCUGUAACUGAAAAGACGAAGCCUUUCCCUUCCAUUUUAUCUGUAACUCACUUUCUCUGCUUCCUUUCUGCGCCUCUCUACUCACUAAUUGUGAAAAAAUGGAGGUUGAUUCAGACCAACAACGAGCAGCCCUCCGUCUUAAAACCAUAGCAGAGACUAAGUACACUGACUCUAACAUUAAAUCUGCACUCAAACACAUUAAGAAAGCUCACCGUCUCUGUCCAAACCUUGACGGUGUCUCUUCAAUGCUCACGGCCUUCAAGAUUCUCCAGGUGGCCUCGAAGACCCAAUCUGAUAUCUCUGACUGGUAUAAGAUUCUUCAGGUAGAGCCCUUCUCUCAUAUAAAUACAAUCAAAAAAGAAUACAAGAGGCUGGCUUUGAAUUUGCAUCCUGAUAAAAAUUCAUAUUUAGGAUGUGAGGAGGCUUUUAAACUUGUGGGUGAGGGUUUUAGGGUUUUGUCUGAUAAAAUUAAGAGGAAAGAAUAUGAUAUGAGGUUGAGGAUCAAGCUUCAGGAAGAGAGGGUCAAUGAUUAUUCUGUAGUGGAGACAUUUUGGACUGCCUGUUCAAGAUGUAGGCUUUUGCAUCAGUUUGAGAGAAGGUAUUUAGGGCACAAUUUAGUUUGUCCUAGUUGUAAGCAGAGUUUUGAGGCUGUAGAAGUGGAAGAAAGGGAUAAGGAGGAACAUGGAAUUGCGGAUAGGGUUAGAGUUAGGAGUGAGAGGUUGAGGAGAAAAGUGGUUGUUGGUGAAGAAGGGAUUGAGGAGUUGGGGGGGAAUUUAGGGAGCAGUAAGAAGAUGGCCAGUGUGGGUUCAAGAAGGAAAGUGGGUGGUGGUCAAAUUGGCAGUCAGAGAGCGAGGAGUGAGAACUGCGAGGUGAAAGAGGAUGGUUCUGGGGAAUGGGGUGGUGGCAGGUUGAGGAAUGGAGGAUUGAGGAGGAAAAUGAGUACUGUUGAUGAAGUCUUGGAGAGAUCAAAGCCAAAGAGGGUGAAAUUUGGGGAGGAAAUGAUGACACUAGCACAGAUGCGAUUGGAAGCAAAGCAAAGAGUUAUCCAAGAGAGGGCAAAGAUGAAGGAAAAGCAGAAGGAUGUGAGAAAGAAGACAAAAGAAAAAGAGGAGAAGGAAAAACUUGAGGCCUUGACAAAGCUUGUGGAUAGAAAGGUUAAGAAAGAUGGAGUUUCAAAGAAGACUGGAGUGGUGGAACUUGAAGCACAAGACAAUUUGGACGAGAAUAGGAAUUUAGAUACUGAGGGGCGUGGUGCAUCAAGGAAGAGUGCAAGUAUGAGAGCGCACCAGAAGGGUCUUAGAAGGAGGGAUUCAGAGAUAAUGACCAUAGAGGAUUCUGAAUUUUAUGACUUCAAUAGAGAUAGAGGGGAGAGGAGUUUUAGGAAAGGGCAAGUGUGGGCUAUAUAUGAUGAUGAUGAUGGAUUGCCGAGGUGCUAUGGUUUGAUAGAGGAAGUUAUUUCUUUAAAUCCUUUUCAGGUGAAGUUGAGUUGGUUGGAUCUUCAAAGUGAUGGGGAUGAAGGAUUGAUUGGUUGGAAGAAAAAGGGAUUUCAUGUACCAUGUGGGAGAUUCAAGGUUUCUAGAAAGACAACCAUUAAGUCCCUGAAUGUUUUUUCACAUGUUGUUGAUUGUGAAAGGGCGGCAAGAGAAGUUUAUCGGAUUUAUCCUGUAAAGGGUUCAGUAUGGGCACUUCAUAAUGAAGUGAAUUUUGGUGCAGAAGAAAGAAAUACAUCAGCUAGGGAUAAAGAAUGCUUUGAAAUUGUUGUGAUUUUGACCAGUUACAGUGAGAUGUAUGGGUUGAGCAUCGCCUGCCUUGAGAGAGUUGAGGGAUAUAAUACUGUAUAUAAGAGGCGUGAAGUUGGAGUUCAUGCUAUUAGAAGGCUUGAAAAAGAUGAUGUGCGGUUGCUUUCACAUCAGAUCCCUGCAAGGAAGCUUUCUGAUGAUGAGGUCCCUGCUCGUUUAAAAGACUUCUGGGAACUUGAUCCUGCUCUGCUUCCUUUAGAUGAUCUCUAGUUGGAAAGUGAUGUUCUCUUUUUAUAGCUCUUUCAGUUAGGGGUCCAAGGUUGAAAACAUUUUCAUUGAAAAUCAAACAUCCAGUAAGAAAUGUGGUUGACUUCUGAACCUGUAUUGAAGAAAGGACUUGUUCUGGAAUUCCAUUAUAUAGUUCUUUCUUCCAUAAUUUUAAUGUUUCUUUACCCCUUGUUUGUAUAAAUGAAUCAUAUUAAAGAAUUAUGGAAUUCAUUUGCAAAUCCAUACAUUUCAUCUUUUGGUAUAAAUGAAAAUUCAUUUGGAAUUCCGUUUCAUUAAUUUCAUGGAACUUGUUGUACUUGAACCAAAUUCUGCUAAUUUAGUAUAAUUUGCAAAUGAAUUCUAUAUCCAACCAAAAUUAGUUGCAAGUAUCGAUAUUUGAUUGUUAGGAUACAAACAUGAGAAUGCAUUUAUAGAUGAAAUUCGCUUACAAACGAAAUGAAUUCCUCAUUUGAUCUGAACACCAUGUUGGAGCACCUUUUGAGGAAAGUGACUUUGCUGGACGAGAGUAAAAUUCUUCUUUGGAUUUUUGUUGUUCCUUUUCCUAAUUUGUGAAGACUGCAAUUGCCAUUGUAGAUAGCAUGCGGCGACUGGUUUGCAGUGGCUAUUGGGCUACCAUCUAGCCUUCCACAAAUAGUUCAACCGUUUUCUGAACAUCCAACCCAACUGUUGUACACAGGGCAGGGACAUGUAAAUUGUUUCAUAAAUUGUGUAAAGGAUGGACUUCAGCAAGCCGCUACACUCAUUCAGGCAGCAGUGAAUAUGGCACUGUUGCUUUUUAUGAGUAAGGAAUGCCUGUUUCAGAUCAGAAAUCAUAUGUUCCCAGAUGGUCAAGGCUGCAGGUGCGUUGGCAGGUUAUGUGCAGCACCAUCCGGCUCCUUUGUCUGUUCAAUGGUGGCUUUGAUUGGAAAGUUCUUAGCAGAUAUUGGCAGAUUCAACUUUUGGAUGCUACUAUGGAUAUAUGGAAGGAGUUUACUUUGUCUGUUCAAUGAUCUCUUUGAUUGAAAGUUCUUAGCAGAUAUUUGCAGAUUCAACUUUUGAUGCUAUUACUAUUAUGGACAUAUGGAAGGAGUUGGCUGGCCGGAGUUCCUGAGGCAUGUGGACUCUGCUGAUGGGCUCAAUGGUGUUUGGAGAAGUUACUUCUGAUAUUGAGAAAAUUAUUUAAUCUGUUUCUACAGUUCAAAUUGAGUAAGCUAAUUUUGAUAAAUUUAAUUUUCGUUACAGGAAUUUUUGUUGAUCCUCAAAUAUUAAUUUAUCUGGAGAAUGUUUGAACAGUAGCACACCUUUUUUUCGUCUCUCUGUUGUAUUUUUCUUGAACAAUGUGUAGAAUAAAAUUGUCUCCUUGAACAGGAUAUAAUAUCAAAAGUUGCAGGCAACUGCAUCUCAUUCCCUGCUUUUUGAUACACAA